UCCCACCCUCUCAGACGCAAUUCAUUAAUCUUUCUCUGAUUCUCUCUCUGUCUCUUCUAUAUUUAACAUUAUUGUUCGGUUGUAUUUAUUAAUGAUGAAUCCUCUCAUCACAGCCAGCCGUACUGAUUCGCCAUCUUUUCACCCUUUUAAUGAAUCUUCUUCCUCUUCCCUUUUAACUUCACUUUCUUCUUACUGAAACCCAUCUCCCCCACAAGAAAAGGCUCAACUACAAUGCAAAGCAGCUUCAAGACCGUUCCUUUCAACCCCCCUGACUUCUACUCCCAAGCCUCUUUCUUCUUCAGAGGAGAUAGCUGUCUUGAUGAGUUUCAUCAACCAAUCAACGCUUUUCACCAUGAAGAAGCUGCUGUUGGUUUAAGUCCAAAUGUCACUGUAGCUGCUUCCAACAACUUACACUACACGACGUUUGAUACGGUCAUGGACUACGGCUUGAGGGAAAGAGAAGAGGAGUGUUUGGAUACAGGGCAGUUAAUGUACCAGAGAGGAGGAGGAACAAGGUUAGGAGGAGGAGAAGUGAACAGCAGUUUAGUAGACAAGUGGUGUGAUUCGGUUUCAGCCAUGGCUGAUAACAGUCAACACACUGACACUUCCACAGAUAUUGAUACUGAUGACAAGUCUCAGUUAAAUGGAGUUCAUCAAGGGAUGCUUUUGGCUACAAAUUGUUCAGAUCAAUCUAAGGCGCUUAGAAGACUUGCUCAGAACCGGGAGGCUGCUAGGAAAAGCCGGUUAAGGAAAAAAGCAUAUGUUCAGCAGCUUGAGAACAGUAGAAUCAGGCUAGCACAGCUAGAGGAGGAGCUCAAAAGAGCACGUCAACAGGGAUGUUCGGUUGAGAGAGGAGCUUCAAGGGAAAACACUCAUGUGACUGCCGGAAAUGGUGUGUUUUCUUUUGAAUUGGAAUAUGCACGUUGGAUGGAGGAACAUCAGAGGCUGAUCAACGACUUAAGAGCUGGUGUGCAUUCACAGCUAGGCGACAACGAGUUGCGUGUGCUUGUGGAUGCUGUCAUGAGUCACUACGAUGAGAUAUUCAGGCUGAAGGGGAUCGGUACUAAAGUCGACGUCUUUCACAUGCUCUCAGGCAUGUGGCAGACUCCUGCUGAGAGAUUCUUCAUGUGGUUAGGUGGAUUCAGAUCCUCUGAGCUACUCAAGAUACUGGGGAACCAUGUGGAUCCGUUGACUGAUCAGCAGUUGAUAGGCAUAUGUAAUCUUCAGCAGUCGUCUCAGCAAGCAGAGGAUGCAUUGUCACAAGGCAUGGAAGCUUUGCAACAAACGCUUCUAGAGACGCUUUCAUCUCCUUCAAUGGGUCCAAACUCUUCAGCAAAUGUUGCUGACUAUAUGGGUCAUAUGGCUAUGGCCAUGGGGAAGCUUGGCACUCUUGAAAACUUCCUUCGUCAGGCAGAUCUAUUGAGGCAACAAACUUUGCAACAGCUUCACAGGAUUCUCACUACAAGACAAGCUGCUCGUGCCUUUUUGGUCAUCCAUGACUAUAUUUGUCGGCUUAGAGCACUUAGCUCUUUAUGGUUAGCCAGACCAAGGGACUAAAGCCUUGAGCAUAUAGGUCUUCUCUCUUCUCUGUAGCCUUUUAGAGCAUAUGUUUUAAACUUUAUUUAGUACGUUGUGUACGUUACCGUUUCAGAAUCGUUUAUAUUUGUGGUUUUUUUCCUACGCUAAACU
Messenger RNA from Raphanus sativus (radish), 1689 nucleotides. RefSeq names its product transcription factor PERIANTHIA. Gene Ontology annotation, molecular function: sequence-specific DNA binding; DNA-binding transcription factor activity. The transcript is spliced from 11 exons. The record is from RefSeq and is a predicted model, not a curated record. Gene Ontology annotation, biological process: DNA-templated transcription; regulation of DNA-templated transcription. Bases 232 to 1557 code for a protein of 441 amino acids. NCBI's taxonomy places the organism in Eukaryota, Viridiplantae, Streptophyta, Magnoliopsida, Brassicales, Brassicaceae.